AUGCAGGUUCGUUCGCGUAGUUUCAACGGUAACGUGGACGGGCCCGUGUCGCCUCUCGCCGCGUCGCCAGUUCCCGUGUCACCCCUCUCCGCGCGGUUCGAACCAUCUCGUCGCAAUGAGUUUUCGCGCCGCGACGACUCGAUUGGAAGUGCGACCUGCAUUUACGCUCACGCUCACACUUUCACGUCGGCUAAUCCUCCCCUCUCCUCCUCCGGACCGCGCUCCGCGUCGCUCGAGCGCAGCCCUGAAAGCUACGGCGUGAAGAGCGCCGUGAGCAACGCCGACAUGUACGCCUUCUGCCCGCUCGCCGUCGCGAGCAGCACCCCCGGCCGCCGGCCCCCUCGCAGGGGGCCUGGCGGAAGCGGAAGCUUCUCCGGGCGGUACGCUCGCUCCCCUUCUCCACAGCGCGCCGCUCAACCAGCUGCCCCGGUCGAGCCCCUCCGUCUCGGCCCGCUAAUUGCGGCGAUUGGUCAAGCGGACGUCACCGCGAUCCGCGACGCGGUGAAGGCGGUGCGCGCGGCGAUUAAGGCGACCCCGGAGAAUAAGAAGCGGUUGAUUCAGGCCGGCGGGGUCCAGUUCCUGAUUAAUCUCGUCGCCGAGUCGCCUGACGGCGACACAGUGGAGCACGCGGUGACCGUUCUAUACAACGUAUGUCGUGAGGAAGGCGGGCGCGACGCGAUCGUCAGCGGCGCGGAGGGCGGGCUGGAGGCUCUGGUUAAGGCGCUUCGGGCGGAGAAAUCAGCGGCGCGGGAAAACGCAGCGGCUGCGCUUUUCUGCCUUGCUUGGGGCAUCCAGACUGUCAGUAGCAGCGGAAAUGGCGGCGGGAAAGGCGGAAGGGGGUCAAGGGGGCCGUCGCCGUCGCGCCCGACCCGGGGCCGAUCCACGUCAGUUGGCGCUGUGUCCAUGUCACCAUCAGUAUCCGCCAGGUCAUCACCGCACACCCCGUCCCUCCCCCCUUCCCCAGCUUUAAAGUCCCCUACAGCGUCUACCGCGCUUCUGCGUCCCUCCUACGAUUCAAGGGAAUUCUCAGGUGUUUUUUCAGGUGCCGGCAACAGUCCCAGCCAGCCUGAGGGUGCACUUCAAGCAGCAGCAGGGGUUAGCGACGCUACUGCCGGAGCAGGGGAAGCAGCAGGGUCAACAGAGGCUGCUGCAGCAGGCGAGGGUGCAGCCGCGACAGCCGGGGUGGGGGCAACAGCUGGGGCUGCGGAUGCCACAGCCGGGGCAGCGGAUGCUACAGCCGGGGCAGCGGAUGCUACAGCCGGGGGUGCAGACGCUAUGGCGGAUGGGGCUGGGGAGCAGGGUAAACUGGAAUCGACGCCCCCACAGUCAUCCACACCUUCCGCCGAAACAGCUCUUUCCCCUCCCGUCGCCUUAGCUUUCCCCUCCCGUUGCCUUCAAUUCCCCCUCCCGUCGCCUUCAAUUCCCCCUCCCAUCGCCUUCAAUUCCCCCUCCCGUCGCCUCCACUUCCCCCUCCCGUCGCCUCCAAUUCCCCCUACCGUCGCCUUCACUUCCCCCUCCCGUCGCCUCAACUUCCCCCUCCCGUCGCCUCCACUUCCCCCUCCCGUCGCCUCCACUUCCCCCUCCCGUCGCCUCACCGCACCCCCUCCCGUCGCCUCAGCUUCCCCCUCUUGUCGCCUCCACUUCCCCCUCCUGUCGCCUCCUCUUCCCCCCUUCUUUCGUCUUCACUUUCCCCCUUCACAUCCUGCUCACUCUCUUCACCCCAUUUUCCCCCUUAUCGCUCUCUUUCCCCCUCUGCUCACUCCUCUUUUCCCGGCUCACUCCCAUGCCCACUCUCUCCACCCUGUUCACUCUCUUUCCCCCUUUGCUCACCCCCUUCUCCACCCUGCUCACUCUCUUUCCCCCACUAAAACCCUCCCUUUCCCCCACUCCUACCCUCCCUAUCCCCCACUCCUACCCUCCCUUUCCCCCGCUCCUACCCGUCCAAUCCCCCACUCCCCCCCGUCCAAUCCCCCACUCCCCCCCGUCCAAUCCCCCACAUCCCCGAUCCAAUCCCCCACAUCCCCGAUCCAAUCCCCCACAUCCCCGAUCCGAUCCCCCACUUCCCCCCCUCCAAUCCCCCACUUCCCCCCCUCCAAUCCGCCACUUCCCCCCCUCCAAUCCCCCACUUCCCCCCCUCCAAUUCCCCACUUCCCCCCCUCCAAACCCCCACUUCCCCCCCUCCAAUCCCCCACUUCCCCUCUUGCUACCCCUGUCAUCUUCCCUUCCCCCUACUACCCCUGUCAUCUUCCCUUCCCCCUACUACCCCUGUCAUUUUCCCUCCCCCCUACUACCCCUGUCAUCCUCCCUUCCCCCUACUACCCCUGUCAUCAUCCCUUCCCCCUACUACCCAAAUCAUCUUCCCUUCCCCCUACUACCCCUGUCAUCUUCCCUUCCCCCUUCUACCCCUAUCAUCUUCUCUUCCCCCUACUACCCGCGUUAGCCUCCCUUCCCCCUACUACCCGCGUCAGCCUCCCUCCCCCCUACUACCCGCGUCAUCUUCCCUUCCCCCCACUAACUAUCUCAUCUUCCCUUCCCCUUGCUACCCCUGUCAUCUUCCCUUCCCCCUACUACCCCUGUCAUCUUCCCUUCCCCCUACUACCCCUGUCAUUUUCCCUUCCCCCUAUAACCCCUGUCAUCCUCCCUUCCCCCUACUACCCCUAUCAUCUUCCCUUCCCCCUACUACCCACGUCAUCCUCCCUUCCAACUACUACCACUGUCAUCCUCCCUUCCAACUACUACCCCUGUCAUCCUCCAUACCCCAACCCCACUCACCUCUCUUCCCUCCCUUUGCCCGCCACCAGGCAGACGAUAAGACUAUCAGGGGCUUGGCAUUUGGCGGGGCCUCGUGUGGUCACCUCCCCUCCCUCCCCACUCCCCUCUCCUCCCUCUGUUUGCCACACCCCCCACUCCAUACCAUCCUAA
Closterium sp. Naga37s-1 is the source of this 2922-nucleotide messenger RNA. The record is from the annotation of a GenBank genome assembly. NCBI's taxonomy places the organism in Eukaryota, Viridiplantae, Streptophyta, Zygnematophyceae, Desmidiales, Closteriaceae.